Molecule: messenger RNA, 791 nt
Organism: Nymphaea colorata (pocket water lily)
Lineage: Eukaryota; Viridiplantae; Streptophyta; Magnoliopsida; Nymphaeales; Nymphaeaceae
Exons: 3
Coding region: 282-695 (137 amino acids)
Biological process (GO): mitotic cell cycle checkpoint signaling; response to ionizing radiation; double-strand break repair via homologous recombination
Cellular component (GO): SOSS complex
Molecular function (GO): DNA binding
Source: RefSeq, a predicted model, not a curated record
AACUGCUUUCGACUUCGACCCCUGCUUUCUGCCUUCCGUUUCUCUCCUCCUCUCCCGUGGCUUCCUCUAUCGGCAACCGUGAUAUCUUUGGCUCUCAUUCUCAAGCUUAUCAAGAUCCUUCUCAUCUCCGACAAGAUCCUGUUGGUUGCUCAUUGUUGAGUUGUAUUACUAGCAAUUGCAGAGGAAAGCUCUUGCAGUCACCAAUAGCAGUUCAGAGGAAAGUGGUUACAGUCACCAACUGACCAAAUAGCAGUUCAGCAUCAAUUUUUUUCACUUUCAGGAUGGUCUGUAUCAAAGACUUAGUUCCAGCUGCCUCCAACAACAUAAAUACACAAUUUAUAUUGUUGGACAAAGGAAUGCCCACUAUAGAAGGCCCUGAAAGGGUUUGCCUAGCACUUGUUGCUGAUGAAACUGCUGCAGUCCACUUCCAGUUCUGGGGUGGAGAAUGUGAUGCUUUUGAGAAAGGCGAUAUCAUUCGUCUCAGUAACGGGAUCUUUUCCUUCCAUAAGGGCAAGCUUUUGCUCAGAGCUGGUAAAAGGGGAAAAAUUGAGAAAAUUGGGGAGUUUACCAUGCUCUUCGUUGAAACCCCAAAUCUCAGUGAGAUCACUUGGAGCCCUGAUCUUGCUGAUCGUACCAGAUAUGUUCAAGGGGCCAUACUGUCACCACACUCACGGUUGUUUCCUCCUCUACCUUGAAUGCUUAUGUUUUAGAGUUACUUCAAAUGCAAGUUCCCCAUGUACAUAAGUGGCAAGUCAUAUCUGUUAAUUACAUACUUUGAGUUGUGUUCGUUA